Molecule: messenger RNA, 477 nt
Organism: Brassica oleracea var. oleracea
Lineage: Eukaryota; Viridiplantae; Streptophyta; Magnoliopsida; Brassicales; Brassicaceae
Product: protein TIFY 5A-like
Exons: 3
Coding region: 43-477 (144 amino acids)
Biological process (GO): regulation of defense response; regulation of jasmonic acid mediated signaling pathway; response to wounding
Cellular component (GO): nucleus
Source: RefSeq, a predicted model, not a curated record
CCAGCAUCAGCAUCAUCAAUUCUUGUUCUUACAACUCAGAAGAUGGAGAACAACUGCGAUUUGGAACUUCGUCUCUUUCCAACAUCUUCUUAUGAUGAGUCAGAUACCUCGGUGGUAGAAUCAAGAAGCUGUGGAAAUUCACUAUCGAAGGAAGAAGAAUCUCAGAGGAUCACAAUUUUCUACAGUGAAAAAAUGUGUGUUUCUUCGAAUGUUGCCCAUCUUCAGGCGAAAUCUAUAAUAUUGAUCGCGAGUAGAGAGAUGGAAGAGAGGUCAUCCUCAAACGGGUCGGAUCCUCGGAACAGGUUGACCCGAUUACAUCAUCAUCAGCUUCCAAAUCCAAAGGCUUCUAUGAAAAGAUCUCUCCAAAGUUUUCUUCAGAAACGGAGGAUUCGAAUUCAAGCAGCUUCACCGUACCAUCAUCAUUCACGACCAUAUUGUUUUUAUUUUGUUUCUCAAUUUUUAUUUGACAUACUUUAG